AUGUCAAACUUUGAUUUCGAUUUGGUUGAAGUCAAGAAGGAGGAGAUCGAUUUGAUUAAUCAACAAAAAGAGGAAAAGUUAAUCAAAGAACAAGAGGAAAAAGAGAGAAGGGAGAAAGAGGAAGAACAACAACAACAACAACAGGAGGAGCAUGAACAACAACAACAACAAGAGCAACAAAAUGUUGAACAAGUAACAGGUCAACCAACUGGACAAAAUGGUCCAGACGAUGCAUCGUCAAAACAACAGCAAGUUGGUGAUGUAGUCUCAACUAGUACUACAACAACAACUACUUCUACAACUACCUCUGUUUCAACAUCUGUUAUUGAAGAUGAAUCUCCACUGCAGCAACAACCUGAACAACAAAAUAAUGAUGAACAAGCAACUUCAUCAAACAAUCAGCAGCAACAACCACAACAACAAGUUCAACAACAGCCAGAACAAGGUAUAAUUGAAGGUGAUGAUUUGAAUGAACUGUUGGCAAAGAUUCCAUCGAAUUAUGUGCUGACAACUAUCACCAAUGAUAUUAAGGGUUUCUCGGAGGAGUUGAGACCGGCCACUAGCAAGCCGUUCGACUCCAUCUUGAAUACUGGUGAGCAUGCCAAACUGGCAUUCCCACCCGCACCAAUCCCACCAAGAACCGAGGCAGAACGUCGCAAACAAGAGGAGAAGGCGAAAGCAGCUGAAGAGGAACGUCGUCGUGUCAUUGCAAACGCUCCAACAACCUCAACUUCAACAACUUCAACAUCGGAACUACCAACAACUCUACAAAGAGCUGGAUCAACUGCCGAUGUACUAACAACAACUGAUCAACCAGCACCGGUUUCACCACGUUCCAAAUCCGAAAAGGACAAGGAAUCGAGAGCAAAGAAAUCGGUUACCGCCGGUGUUGAUAAGAUCGCCAAGAAACGUGAGGAAGACAAAGCCAAGGAAGAAUUGAUAACGGUAACAUCGUUCUCCUCUGGACAUCAGAAGGAAGUUGACGCACCGAUUGAAAUCACUUUCAGUCAUCCACUCGCCAUUACUUGUCAAGAGUCUAGCAAGUUGUUCUGGGCACCGGAAAUCGUUCCUGCCAACGCUGGAUUCACUGCGGAUUCUCCAACCGACGGAUGGACUUAUAACGCCGAAGAAAAGAAGCUGACAUACACUCCACAACAACCGUGGUCGCGUAGUACCAAAUACACUGUGAAGAUUCCAGCGACAGCCAAGCUCUCAAACAAUCAAACGAUUGCUCUGAAGGAAGUCACUCAUGAGUUCUCCACACAGCUCGUAGAACUUGUUGCCACCCUCGAAAAGAUAACCACAUCAACUCGUUAUCCAACCACUCAAACUAUAUUCAUGGCAUUCAGUCAACCGAUUGUACCAGGUGAUCUCAUUCCCCACGUAAAGAUCUCGGGAUUGCGUGAAGGUCACGGUGAGAAUACUCUUCAACUAGUUACCGAGGAUGAAAUGAAAGAUGAUCCAUCGCUUUCCGCAUUGGUCGCUGCUCAUCCAGGUAAAUGCUAUGGUAUCAAACCACUGUUUGGUGUCCAACCAUAUCGCGAGAUUAGCGUCACCAUUAUCCCCGGACUUUCAUCCACCGAAGGUCCAUUGAAAACUACCAUCCCUAUCACCUUUUCCUUCAACACCGUCAUGCUAUUCAAAUCCAACAUUGAAUUCUCCAAUCCAAAUGUUAAAAUUAACUUUACCAACACAUUAGAUAAUUCAAAACCAAUAACAUGGAGACCAACAAUUACACCUAAUCCACCUGCUGGAGAAUGGGAAGUUGAUACUCAAUCAAUGACUUACAAGGCGACUGAGAAGUGGAAUGGAUCGACAACCUAUCAUGUUGUUAUUGAGAAUGGACCGUGCGAUCACCACAGACAACCACUCGAGAAACAAACACUGACAUUCACCACCGCUCUGAUUGAGAUGACUACAACUUUGUGGGGUGGUUUCAAUGCUGCUCCCUCGAGCGCAGCUGCUAGCCUCCACGGUGUAUUCAACGAUCCAACCAUCUUUGUCGAUCUCUCGAGAUUCGAGCGACUCUACCAACCGAAUUCAAUCAUUUUCGUGAAAUUCAAUCAGUUGGUCAAUGUCGAGCAAUUCAUGAAAGAGGUAAUCACUGUCAAGACAGCGACAAACCGUCUCAUGGCAAAGAAUAUCGAGUUGGUCGUGUUGAAACCUGAAGACUUGGUGACUAGAAAGAUUGAAACCUCGCCAUAUCCAGCCUAUACUUCCGAUCCUUUGGAGGAAGGUCGUUGGCUUGCUAUUGGUGCAGCCAAAGGAUUCCCAGAGGCACAGACCCUCCGUCUUGAAAUCCACGGUGACACCAUCUCCAACGAAGGACCACUCAAAACUCAGCUCUCCUACAAGCAAAACUUUGAAACCGUGCCAACCAUCUCUGUGGACGCCAGUCUAAUCAUCCCCAACCUCUUCAAAGUUACAUUCAACCAACCGUUCACACUGCAAAUAGAGUCUCUCGAUGCUCUCGGUCCACUGCCAACCAUCAAACCAGAGGUCGAAGGACACUGGACUAUCCAGGAUCAUCUCACUCUCUGCUAUCAUGUUUCAGAGACAUUGGCGUUGUCCACUCAGUUCCGAGUGGAAGUACCGACCUCUUUGAAGACAUGGUGUGGAGCAGCAUUGGAAAAGCCAUUCGUCGCCACAUUCUCUACGGAGCGUCAAUCGGUUUUGGAUUUCCUUCCAAAAGCUCACUCAACAGUGCGUAUCGAUCAGGUAUUCUCCAUUCGUUUCAGUCAGUUGGUCGACGUCGACAGUGUCAUUCAAUCGAUCAAGAUCGUUACCGAUGACAAACUCAAACUCUUCAAAAACAAAUUCGAAGUGGAAGCUGUUUAUCACUCGAACGAAGAGCUACUCACACUCUUCCCAGCAGUUGCACCAGAGUCCGUCUUUGACAAGGUUGUAUCUUUCCGUGUACCAAAAUACUUGCCACAUAAUUCUUCAAUCAAAAUUGUUUUAUCACCAGGUAUUUUAUCAAAACAAGGUGCUCUUCCAACUAUCAAUGAAUUUGGUCCAUAUCACUACAACGUAGAUGAGAAAUUCCAAGUUUUGUCCAAGUUGAUUCCAAGUACAGAGUUGAGUGGACAAAUCAACAUUUCAAUUCCAUUCAACAGAGAGUUGAGAACUACCAUUAAGAAACAAGUCAGCGAAACAAAGAAGCAAUCAUCAAAGGUAAGAUCAACUUCCACUGAAAAACCAAGUGAAUCUAUUCCACCCGUUUCAGAGGUAUCCAAAGUUGAAGAGCCAGCAAAGUCUGUCGCUGAAGAGGACAAGAAGAAGGAUGAAGAACAACCAAAGGUUGAGGAGAAGCCAGUUGAAGAGCAACCAAAGGUUGAGGAGAAACCAGUUGAAGAACAGCCAAAAUCAACUGAAGAACAACAACCAAAGGUUGAAGAACCAAAACCAGUUGAUGAGCAACCAAAGGUUGAGGAGAAACCAGUUGAAGAGCAACCAAAGGUUGAGGAUAAACCAGUUGAAGAACAACCAAAAUCAGAAGAACAAAAGUCUGAGGUUGUUGAAUCACCAAAGGUUGAAGGUGCUGAAGAAAAGAAGGUUGAAACUGUUGCAGAGGAAGUGAGUGCAGCCACAGUUGAGAAGGAUGAAGCUUCAUCAUCUUCUACAACAACUACCACCACUGCAGCAGCAGCUACAACUGUUGCUGUUAGUGCAUCAUCUUCAUCGUCAGUCGCAGUUGCAGAACCAGAAGAAUACGUUGAUAUCGAAUGGAGUCAAUUCGUUAGCAUUCAACCUGCCGUACCAGGAAAGUGGAGUUUCAUCACCAACCAUUCAGGUUCCAAUACUUUGGUGUUUGAACCAACCGAGCAAUGGUUGAAUUCUCAUGUUUACACUGUCACUGUUUCCAAGUCGAUUCAAUCCAGUUUCUCAGAGACUCUUGAAAAGGAGGUGGUCAUCAAGUAUACCACUCCAACCAUUACCGUUGUCAGUCAAUUCCCAAGCAAAUCUACAACUGUAUCGGUUGACCGUGCGAAAUUCCUCUGUUUCGAAUUCGAUCAAGAGGUGAACACCGCUCAACUCUUGAAGUCGGUGGUCGAUCUCGAGAUCUUGGACAGCAACGGAAAGCGUCUAAAGAAAUCGCCAUCGUUGUCACUUGCCACUGAGGAAGAGAUUGCCGGUAUCACUGAGGAGGCCAUUAAAUUAAUCGUAGCCACCUCACCAAGAAAGUUCAUCAUCUUUAAGAACCCAUUGGUUCACACCAACUCCACUAUCAAUGUUGUGGUUGGACCAAACAUCCCAUCUGCCGAGGGUCCAUCCACUGGUGAUUUCCUCGUAAAAACCAACUUUAAUGUUUCUGAUAAUCUCAGAAUUCAAUCCAUCAAAUUAGGUUCUGUUUCAGGUGCAAUUGAAAUUGUUUUGAAUCAACGUUUGAAAUUGGAUUUCCCAACAUCCAAUUCAACAACUGUUCCAACAACAACUCCAGCAACCGAAGUUACAGAGGGAUCAACCAAUGAUGAUAUUCCAACAACUUCAACAACUACAACUACAACAACUACUACAUCAACUUCAAAUUCAACAGUUGCUGAUUCCCAACCAAUUCCAUUACCAGUUGGAUGGUGUCCAUUGUUAACACCGGAUCCACAAACAAUCACUCGUUGGAUGGUUUACAGAAAGGAGAAGCACGAUGAAAUCUUUGGUGUUCCAGAGGGAAGUUUCCCAGGUUCAACCGUUUUCACUGUUAAUGUCUCAUCGGCAAUGGUGUCAGAGUUUAAUGAGUUAUAUCAGAGUCGUGAUAGUGAUUCAAAGACAUUCACUACACCUAUUGCUUCUAUCGUUCGUACUGUACCAAGCAAUUCCUCUCAGACAUUCCAUUUGAAUCGUCCGAUUCUCUUGUUGUUCAACCAGAAAGUCGAUAAACAAUCGGUUUUGAAACACACUCAACUUCACAUCGGUAGCGGUAAACUCAAGAAGAAGAAGGUCAGCAUUGAACUCUCUGAUGACUACUCCAAUAUCUAUGUGGAUGAAAAUCCUGACGUUGCAUAUUGGGUCGCUUUGAAGCCGGCCGGUGGAAAGCCGUUGGUUGCUAACUCAACCUAUCACGUCACUCUCAAGGAGGGUAUCAAAUCGUCGGAAGGAGCAGUUGAAUCAACCGAUAGCCAUGACUUUACUUUUGUAUCCAAUACAACUCAUGUCUAUCUCUCGAUUGUCAAUCAACAUGUUGAGAUUCGUUUCGACCACAACGUGUUCAACGCCGAUGAGAUUCCAGACAUUGUCGUCCGACCGGAUCCUGGAUUCACCGUCACUUGGACAGUCAGAAACAACUACACCGUUGCCUGUGGUCAGCCAAUUACCGACUUCCCAUUGUCGACACUCUACACUUUCAAACUUCCAGAGAACUUGGCGUCGAGAAACGGAUUCUUGUUGGAGCGAAACGAGUUGACCUAUCAAACCAGUGUCAACAGCAUCUCAGAAAACUCUGGAUAUCCAAGUCGUGUACAAGGAAUCUAUUGGAUGUUGUUCCAACAACGAAUCGAUCCAAUCAAACAGAUCGAACAUGUCAAAUUCACUUCACAUCGUGGUAUCUUCAAGUUCAAGCAUUCUCACAAGUUGCGUUUGGCAACCGAGGAAGAGAUUGCCAAGGAAGUCAAGUUGACUUCCGGUGCAAGAUUGGAGCUGCUCAAUAGAACAUCCGCAGAGAAAUUGUUGAUCUAUGUACCUGUCACUCCACUGCCAACCAAGGAAUCGAUCACCAUUGAAGUGGAUAAAGUAACAUCUGAAGAAGGACCUCUGACCAACGAUAAGGUCUAUCCACGUUACAUCACGUGUGUACUACCACUCCAAAUGACCUACCCAGUGUUGCCCAUUAAGAAAACCAUUGAGAUUCGUCACAACGAUAUCAUUAGUUUCAUCUUCAAUCACAACAUCUCAAAGUUGAUCGAUGUCAAUUCGAUUGUUGUCGAGCCUGCUCCCUGUGAGAACUACGACAUUCAAGUCUCUGGAAGAACCAUCACCAUCGAGAAUCUCUUCCCAAAGAUAAUGAAGAAUAUCGAUUAUCAAUUCAAGAUCACCAUCUCCAAAGAGAUCUCUGACAUCUAUGGUCAGUCGUUGAGUGAAGAUAUCGAGUUGAACUAUCGUGCUGUUCCAUCGCCAUUCGCCUAUGACUUGUCAUUGGGUUGGACACAUCAAAUGUUAGAUCAAUCGGUGGUGACCAUCGAUCCAUCUCUUCAAACUCCAUCGAUCAGUUUGAAGACACUCAAUCUCAAUCAAGUACGUGUUCAAUUGUAUCGUUUGAAUCCUCACUUGGACUACCAUGUAUUCCAACAGGAACAGUUACCUACAACCAUUGUUGGUGAGGAAUACAAGUUGAAGACAGGAGAAUUGGUAUUCAAUGAAGUUCUUGACAUCAACGAACCAGAGAAGGAUAAGAUUAUCGAAAGUUUCAUAGAUGUUACACCAGCUCUUGCAGCGGAAUUGAAGGUUGGACAUGUCGGUGUUGUCAUUCUCCCAACUCAAUCGGCAAUCUAUCCAAACAAACCAAAUUCGCGUACCGGUGUAAAGACAUGGAUUCAAUGUACUCGUCUCUCGAUUGGUGCAAUCGUCGACCAGAAUCACAUCACUGCAUGGGCAUCGAAUGUUGCAGACGGUUCGGUUGUUCCAGGUGUCAAGAUCACCAGUGUCUCCAAUGUCAAUGUCUCACAUCAUCAAUCGGCAUUCAAAACACUCAAGAAACAAGCAUCUUCCACCACCGUACAACGCGCUGCCGGUACAUUCGUUGAGGGUACAACCAACGAAGAGGGUGUAGUCUACAUGACCACCCAAAAGGAAUACUCACAGAUGCAUUUGAUUGCUGAGAAGGAAGGUGACUGUUGUCUUCUCCAACAGGUGUUUGUCAAGCCAAACACUGCCUACCGUAGUUUGGCAUGGCAUGUAUUCGACGACCAGUCACUCUACAGACCAAAAGGAACCAUUCAAAUCAAGGGUUAUCUUCGUCUGUUGAAUCGUGAGGCGUCGGAAUCAAAGGUUGCCAUUCACACAAUGUCGCCAUUCCAAAUCAAAUAUCAAUUGCAAGACGGUGCCGGAUCACAAGUCACCAAGGGUGAAGUGAAGCUAAAUGCAUUCGGUCAAUUCAACUUUGGAAUUAAGUUGCCAGACAACGUUAACUUGGGAACUGCCAUCUUGAAUCUUAGUGUCGAUGACUCUGAGAAGGAGUUGGUGACACUGCCAGUCGGCGGCCAAACCAAGCCAACCAAAUUCAAAAUCUCUGAAUCCAACAUCGCAUUGAUGCAAUUCAAGCAUUCUUUCAAUGUUCAAGAGUUCAAACGUCCUGAAUUCCUUGCUGCCACAGAGCUACUCGCUAACGAAGCCGACCACUUCAGUGGACACACCAUCGUUCAGGUGAAAUCCACCUACUUUGAGGGUGCAGCACUCUCUGGCACCGAUACAAACUGGCGUGUACAAUCGUCGAGUGGAACAUACCGUCCUCCAGGUGAUCACUUCUCUAAGUAUCAAUUCGGUGUCGCCACAGAGUUCAUUGAUGCCAACGCCACCAAGAAAUCAAAGACACUCAAGGGUAGAACAUCGGAUGACGGUACUCACGCUGUGAAGAUCUCCUACAACGGAGUGGUUCCAUCGCCACCUCAACCGGUGUUUGUCGACGCCAAUGUCGAUAUCCACGACCUCAACAACCAGGUGAUCAACUCGACAGCCAGAAUCAUCUUGCAUCCAUCGAACUACUACGUCGGUGUCUACUCAUCGGCCACAGGAAAAUCACUCACCAUUACCGAUGCCUCUGCUAACGAACCAUUGAUUUUCGAUGUUGUCGUUACCGAUAUCAAUGGAAACUACAUUGCCGACGUGCCAAUUAACUUGACAUUGGAAACCACCACUGGAUUGAACACCUCCGAGCCACAGCAUAAACAAACCGAAUCGUUGGUAUCUAAAUCACAACCAUUCAAACACCCGAUCAAACUUCAAUCACCAUCGAUGAAACCAGAGUUGGAAGCGGUGAUCUACAAAUUCUCUGCAUCAAUAUUCGACGCUGAAAACAAAGAGAAUCAAACCAAUGUUUCAUUCAACAUUCAAUGGAAACUCUCUCAAUUCGAACCGAAACCAAUUGAAUCAACUAAAACCACAACUACCACUACUACUUCCUCUGCCAAACCAGUUAGUAGUGAAUCUGCCAAAGCAACAAGUGAACCAUUCAUCUUUACAAUUGCAGGUGAACCAACUCAACAAUUUGCCAAUCUCGUGAAAUUGGAUAAUUUGUUCACUUUCGAUAAGGAUCUCUAUGAGAUUGGACAAGAAGCAAAGCUUAACAUUGACUCACCAUAUCCCGGUGCUUUCAAUGCCGUCUUCACUGUGAUGUCAGGUGGUGUUGUCGCAACGAAAUCAUUCAACUUUGAUCCAACCAAAGAUGAGAAUGCCAAACCAAUUGCAACUUUGACAAUGAUUGAAGAAUGGGCACCUUGUGUAACCAUUCAGUGUGAUCUUUGGUAUUCCGAUCGUUUGGAUCGUUACCAUGCCAAGCGUGACAUCAACAUCAACAUGUCCACCAAGCAACUCACUGUAAACAUCACACCGGAAGACGAAGAUGUAGAACCAGGUGCAACCACCAAUAUCGAUGUGAUUGUACGUGAUUCCACUGGUACUCCAGUGAAUGGUGCCGAAGUCUGUUUGUUGGUAGUCGAUGAAUCCAUUCUCUCCUUGACAAACUACUCCAUUCCCGAUCCAUUAACUUCUUUCUAUCCAGCCAAAGGUAAUCCAUACCCAUUGUCCGAACACUUCCAUGGUGUAUCCAACACCAGUGUUGUUCUUCAACCAACAUUCAAAGAGAGUGCAAUUCUCAGACCAAAGGUUGUUGUUGCACCAGUUACUACAACCACCACUCCAGUGAAAUCGGAAGUUGAUGACAACGAACCAUCUUCAUCUAACAACACCACAGGCGUCGAACAACCAGUUGUUCCUGCCAAGACUAUCAAAUUCAUUGAAGUUUCAGACGAAGAAUCAUCACCACUUACUUUGUGCUCAUUGGAUUCAGUGUUGCCAUCUGCUUCAUUGUCAUCAGCACCACCACCUCCAAGAGGUGUCUCCAAACCAGGAUCAAGUGGAGGAUCAGGUAAAUCUUCAAGUGUUAUUUUCGAUAUCUUGGAUACUGCAGGUUGUGAAGAAUUCUCUGCAAUGAGAUCACUCUAUGCGAAAUCAUCCAAAGGUUUCCUCAUUGUAUUCGCUCUGAACAAUCGUCAGUCAUUCGAUUCCGUUACCUCUCACUAUCAACAACUGGCAAGAGAUCGUGAUGAAGAUGAAAUUCCAGCAUUGCUCAUCGGUAAUAAAUGUGAUUUGGUUGAAGACAUUCAAGUUACUUUUACAGAGGCAACUGAGCUGGCAAGAUCACUUGGAAUGACCUAUUUGGAGACAUCCGCCAAGACCAGGUUGAACAUCGAAGAGGCAUUCACCACGAUUGCCAAAAUCAUCAGAAGAAGAACCGGUGGUGAUCCCGAGGUCAAACUGGCAGUGAUUGGUGACGGCGGUGUCGGAAAGUCAGCGAUGACCGUACAGUUCACUCAAGGUAUGUUUGUCGACGAGUACGAUCCAACCAUUGAAGAUUCCUACCGUAAGCAAAUCUCACUCGAAGACGAUGAAGACUACUCCUAUUCCGCGAAAUCAUACGGUCGUCCCUCUAAAUCCGCCAAGAAAAUGUCAAUGGGAUUCGGUCUUCCUAAAUUCCCAACUCUCAAGAGAGAAACUCAUCACGCGGACAAAGAGAAAAAGAAGAAGUCAAAGGAAUAUGAAGAAUCCAGAAGCUCAUCAGCAACGACAAGUAGUAGCAGUAGAUUAAGAUCAAAGACUGCUGCAGCUCCUUCGGAAGCUGGUGCGCUACUAAGUGCAAUCUCCCAAGGUUCUGCACUGAGAAAGCAUAAUUUGGAUGAUGGUAUUUUGAGAUCCGCUGGCCUUGACCAAGCACUGGAAGGCGAUGAUUGGGGAGAAUCAUACAACGAGAAGGAUAAGAUGGAUUUAGCUGCCGGUGAACCGGAAAUCUAUGAAUCCGAGGAGGAUUUGGAUGAGGAAGAAGAAGAGUUGGAUAUGAUCUCUUUGAUGAGAGUCAAUUUCGAUGCACUCGCCAACUUUACACCAUCAGUUACCACCGAUCAAGAAGGUAAAGUAAGAAUUCCAGUGACUCUUCCAGACAAUCUUACUCGUUAUCGUAUCUGGGGUGUUGUUUCCAAUCAGGAACAAAAGUUCGGUAAGUCAGAAUCAUUGGUCAACGCCAAGAUCAUGUUGUCCACCAGAUGUGUACCACCAAGAUUCCUCAGUCUCAACGAUAGCUGUGAAAUCACUGUAGUCGUAUCGAAUCUUUCCAAUCAAGAUAGAAUUGUUAAACUUGGUUCAAAGGUAUCUGAUCAUCUUGUAUUCGAUGUCAACAACAGCAACAACACAGAGAACACUCUCAGAUCCUAUGGACAAUUCGCAUUGGUCAAGAAGAAACAAAGAAGAUCAUUCACUUUCCGUAUUAAAUCUGUCAAUGUCGGUGAAUCAUCUAUUCAUUUCAGUUGUGUCAGCGGAAAGUAUGGUGAUGCAAUGGAAGUUCUCAUUCCAGUCAAUCAACCUCCCACCACUUUGACUUCUUCCAUCUAUGGAACCAUCGAUGAACAAGUCGGUGCAAUCCAAGAAGUCAAGAUGCCACACGAUUCACUUCCAUACUUUGGUUCAUUCCAAUUGGAUAUCAGUUCAACUCUGUUGCAACAUCUCUCGGAUGCUGCAUUGUCGCUGAUCAACUACCCAUACGAGAGAACCGAGAAUCUUGCAUCACAAGCAAUCGGUAUCGUUUCUCUCUACCAGAUCAUGGGUGACCAGAAACUCCAACAGCUACCCUCGCAUCGUGAGGUGAAGAAGAAGAUUGGUCAACUCAGUGUAACUCUUGCCAAUCGUCAGACUGAACAAGGUGACUUCCACACUUGGAGCUCCAAAUACUUUGGUAAAUGUGAUUUCGAGUCGGUCCAUGCCGCUCACGCCCUGGCGUUGAUGAACGACUGUGGAUACACUGUCAAGGGUGAAGUGAUCACCAAAUGCACACAAUUCUGUCAAUCCUACGUUGACAAGCAUCUCACAUCAAAGAACGACGCCGAGUUGGCAACCGUUUCCUAUGCCAUCUACACACUCUACCAGCUCACAAGCAACAAGAAGAACAGAACCAAGAUAUCCGAUCUUGCCGUUCGUUUCUACCAAGCGCAUUCCUUCAGUGAGUUGACACUCGAGAGUUUGGCAUGGAUUCUUGGUACUCUGGUGGAAUCACAAUUCUCAAAGAAGCGUGAUGAAAUCGUUGCUUACCUCACCAAGAAUGCCACGAUCGAAGAGAACUCCAUCACAUUUAUCAGUUACUACGAUAAGAUUAUCAAGACUCAGCUGUUCCACGAUCCAAUCAGAACCAAUUCAGUGAUUCUCAGAUCGAUGGUCGCUUGCAAGUCGAACAGCGAUAUGAUUCCAAAGAUUCUCAUCGGUUUGUUGGAUAGAAAAUCCAAUGGUGUGUGGACUAAUAUUCAAUCGAAUUGUUGGGCUAUCACUGCCAUCGCAGAGUAUUCAUCGGUCUUUGAAAAGAGUACACCUAAAUCGUUGGCUCGUGCAUGGUUGAUCAAGAGCGUUGUAGGCAAUGAAGUAAAUGGUGUCUACUGUGGUCAAACCCCAUUGUUUGAAGGUAGAUCAACCAUUUCCUACUCAAUGGAAGUCCCAGUUGCUGCUCUCUUCAAGAAGGAUCUCGGAUUCAAGCAUACCGUUCCAGAAGGAAAACCAACCUCCACCAAGUCAAGAUCAAAGACCAAAGAAGAUGUUAGAAGUAUUGGUAAAGGAAAAGGUCAAUCUGUUGCCGCUGCACUUGCCGCAGAGAACAAUACUACUACUGCUCCAACAACCACUACUACCGCACCACCAACAACAACUACCACCACUGCUGAAUCAACUAACACUGCUGCUCCAACAACAACUACAACUGAAACUAAUACAACUCCAGCUGUUGCACCAGUUACUGAAACAACUACCACCACUACAACCACUGAUGCCGCUCCAACAACAAAUGAUACCACCAACUCCACUGCUGAAUCAACAACUACCACAACCACUACAACUACUGAUGCUGCUCCAACAACUACUACUGCUACUGCUGAAUCAACAACUACCACAACCACUACUACUUCUGAAAAUGCUGCUACAACUACAACUGCAGUUGUUGCACCAAGUGUUUCAUUUGACGUACCACCAACACAAACAUCAACAGUAUCACAUCCAGAGGGUGAGAUUUGGAUUCAGAAGGAAGGUAAAGGAAGAUUAUAUUACAGAUUGAAUAUCAAAUAUGCUCCAACUGAAUUGAAGGUCGACCAAGAAUCGAAUGGAUUCGAAGUAUACAGAGGUUUCGCUCCAAGAACCGAAGAUGAUCAUAUCGAUUUCGAUCCAGUAGAAUCAACAUUAAAGAUGAAAGUUGGUACUCAAUUCACUGUUACACUCACUGUUGUCACAGAGUCUACAAGAUACAAUACAGCAUUGGUUGAUAAACUAGCUGGUUCUUACCAGUCUGUUGAUAUUAAGGAUGUUAAAAUCACUGAACUUUGGGAAUUUAAAUCCUAUAAAUUGUGUAAAUUAUUUAACUUUUUUUUUUUAAAACAAAAUCUACAGAUAAACUUUAGAGAUGAAAGAACAGAAAUUUUCUCAUCGACAAUGGCACCAGGAACUCAUGAAUUCAAAUACAACCUAAGAGCCACAAGCAAAGGUGAAUUCUUAAUUCCACCAGCUACCAUUGAAGAAGUUUACGAGCCAGAGAUCAAUGCCAGAACUAAAUCAGUCAAAUUAAUUGUUGAAUAA
Molecule: messenger RNA, 12804 nt
Organism: Heterostelium album PN500
Lineage: Eukaryota; Evosea; Eumycetozoa; Acytosteliales; Acytosteliaceae
Gene: cpras2
Product: Ras GTPase domain-containing protein
Exons: 4
Coding region: 1-12804 (4267 amino acids)
Molecular function (GO): GTPase activity; GTP binding; endopeptidase inhibitor activity
Source: RefSeq, a predicted model, not a curated record